Brassica oleracea var. oleracea is the source of this 2524-nucleotide messenger RNA. RefSeq lists its product as uncharacterized. NCBI's taxonomy places the organism in Eukaryota, Viridiplantae, Streptophyta, Magnoliopsida, Brassicales, Brassicaceae. The coding region runs from base 94 to 2280 and encodes 728 amino acids. Gene Ontology annotation, molecular function: RNA binding; nucleotidyltransferase activity. The record is from RefSeq and is a predicted model, not a curated record. Gene Ontology annotation, biological process: RNA processing. The transcript has 13 exons.
UUGAAACCUAAAAAAAUCAUAACUCCGCCACCGAACCUGCAACCGAUAGUGUUCUACUUGCGGCUUAAAGAGCCAUGAUGUGACGCCUAUGCUAUGUUGGGUCUAAUUAAGCGUAGAGGAAACGCCUUCUUUCGUUCUCAAACCCUAGCCGCCAUUUACUCCAAGUUACAAAGGAGUAAUUGCACGCUUGCUGAGGGAGUCAUGGAGAAGUGUUCAGUUAUUGAUGAAGACAUAAGUUCAGUUGAUACAUCAAAGUGGAAGAAGGUACGAGCAAUUGACUGUGGGAUUAGAAAUUCAAUGGUGCCAGAAUCCUCUUUGAAUGUUUUGAGACUCCUUAGACGUCAAGGUUUCGAUGCAUAUCUUGUGGGUGGAUGUGUGAGGGAUUUGAUACUCCAUAGACCGCCAAAAGACUAUGAUGUGAUCACUACAGCUAAUCUUAAACAGAUCCGGCGGUUGUUUCACCGUGCUCAGGUUGUUGGGAGACGGUUUCCUAUUUGUCACGUGUGGAUGAAAGGUUCGGUGAUUGAGGUGUCCAGCUUCAAUACCGUGGCACAAAGUGACACUGAGCAUGAAAAUGAUACGCGGGAGUCCAAAGAGAGUAGCAACCUAUUCAAAAUGUAUUCUGGUUGGGAUGCAAAAGACUGCAAUCUCUGGAGGAAUAGCUUGCAAAGGGAUUUCACAGUUAACAGUUUGUUCUUUGAUCCUUUUGAGCUUAAAAUUUAUGACUACAACAAUGGAAUGGAAGACUUGAAGGAUCUAAAGCUACGUACACUCAUCCCUGCACAUGUGUCUUUCAGUGAAGAUUGUGCUAGAGUUCUCAGGGGGUUACGACUCUCAGCUCGAUUGGGUCUAUCGCUUUCAAAGGAUAUUAAGACUGCAAUACCUGAAUCUAUAUCUUCCGUUGCGAAUUUGAACCCGGUUAGAAUAUUCAUGGAAAUGAAUUACAUGCUUGGAUAUGGAGCUGCUGCGCCUUCCAUCCUUCUUCUCAUGAAGUACAAGCUACUUCACGUUUUGCUUCCUUUUCAGGCAGCUUACCUGGAACAAGCUACUAAAACAUCUCAACAAAGUUCCUUAAUGCUAAUGAAGUUAUUCUCCAAUAUGGAUAAAUUAGUUUCCUGCAAGCAACCUGCCGACUCCAGACUAUGGAUUGCGUUGUUGGCUUUCCACAUCGCACUAGUGCGUAACCCUCAGGAGGCUAUUGUACUGCACGCUUUCGCCUCCCUUCUCUACCACAGAAACUGGAGGGAAGCUCUCAGAUUCGCUAGAGAAAAUGAAAACUCAGUAGCUGGAUACGUCCCUGAGGUAUCUAAAAAAUCUUCGAGAAAGAGAUCCAAUGAAGAUCUCGCGGAAGCAGUUUCAGAAUUCGCAUCUCUGUUGAGAGAUACUCAAUAUGUUCUCACUGAUAUGGAUUCUCUCCACGAAGCCCUAUACCAUUUCCCGUCUUUCAAACGCUCUGGUCUGGUGUUUGUAUCGAAGAACAAGGGGAAACAGCUAGCGGAUUUGUUUACGGGAAUGAGUGACGUGGAAUCAUAUAAAAGCGGAAAACAUGGUUUCUCUAUUGACUAUUGCUCACUUGGGAAAGGAGUUACAUGCGAAGUAGGGUUUGUUCUUGGCAAAAUCAUUCUGGACACCAUCAUCGAACAGCCAACUCCGGUCGAGAAGAAACAGAGCGCCAUAGAUCAGAUUGUUCCAUCAGCUUGUAUGGAGGAGAAGAAGGCUGAGUUGGCCAUUUCUAAGGAGGAUAACAAAGGUCUAGGCCAAGUCCAUGACUCAAAGGCAUCAUCUGUUUUUAAGGCUAACCAAAAGAUUUUGAAGAGGAUGAGAGAAAACAGUGAGCACAAGAAUGAGCAAGAGUCUGAGUUUUGUCCGGACUCGACCUUGUCUGGUCAAGCAAAGAAUCAAGAUCAGUCUGUAGUCCAAAAACCUAAGCGGCUUCGGCGUCACAAAGAAGCACUAGUCCCAGAGGCUCUGAAACAAAAGACUUCAAAGAGGUCAAAAUCAUAUGAGCAAGAGACUGUGGAGAGUCUCUCUGGUCCACUGGUAUCUGAUCCGCCUAAGCAAAAGACUUCAAAGAACCGUUUGAAGGAGACGCAGAAAGUGGAAUGCGGUGACAUCUCUACGAAAGAGAUUCAAGAUGCAAAACUCGGCUUCGUAUCUGACAAAUCUAUGAGCGAUCUUCUAAAAGUUCUUGUGAAACCAAGUCAACAAGCGUCAAGCAACUCGUUACCAUCAUCGGAGAAGACAAAGAAACCAAGAAAACUCUCAAGUCUCUUCAGGUGAAGCUGUUCCCCAUAUGAAAAGUUGAGGGCUUAAAGCCAUGUCGGAAACCUUCUCCAAAAGGUCUACAUUCAGUGGCAGUCUCACUCCGCAAUUUUUAACAUGUGUACCAUGUAAGCUUGAACCAAUUAGUCUUUCAUCUUGUUUUUGAUUUUUUCGCCGUUAGAUGAUGUUGCAUAAUUUGUAAGGAACUAAAUCAUACGCUAAUAUAGAAGAAGUUAUGAUGAUAAAUCGAAUUCUAAAUUAA